UAUAUGGGUCAACAGAAUCUAUCCAUACCGACUGAAUUCAUUUUAAUGAGAGUCACAAAGCGACCUGAGCUGCAGUUCCCACUCUUUGGCCUCCUUCUCAUCAUCUACAUGAUUACACUGAUGGGCAAUCUGGGCAUGAUCAUCUUGACCAAGGUGGACUCCCGCCUACACACACCUAUGUAUUUCUUUAUCAGAAACUUGGCCUUGAUUGAUCUUGGUAAUGCUACUGUUAUUUAUCCCAAGGUGUUAGCAAGUUUAGCUUCCAAUCAAUAUGCCAUUUCCUAUUAUGGAUGUGCAGUACAGAUGGCCAUCUACCUAGUGUGUAUUAUCUGUGUACUCUAUGUUCUGGCCGCCAUGGCUUUUGACCGUUUUGUGGCCAUCUGUAACCCUCUGCUCUACAAUGUCAUCAUGUCUCAGAGACUCUGCCAUGUGCUCGUGGGCAUUCCAUACCUCAUCAGUAUUUUUCAGUCGGUGUUCAUCACCAGUAAGACUUUCACCUCAACCUUAUGUGGUACUAAUGUGGUCAGUCAUUUCUACUGUGAUGGUGCUCCCUUUAUGCUUUUGCUCUGCUCAAAUGCCCGAGAAAUUGAACUCAUAAUCAUCACUUUUUCAGGAUUUAAUGUGAUUUCCACCCUUGUAGUCAUUCUCACGACCUAUGUGCUUAUACUGAAAGCCAUAUUUCGAAUGCAUUCCACUGAGGGAAGGAAGAAGGCUUUCUCCACCUGUGGUUCUCACCUGACGGUGGUGGUUGUGUUCUAUGUGUCAUUGUUAUAUAUGUACCUCCAGCCUGAAUCUGCUCACUCUUCUGAUAAUGAAAAAAUAGCCUCUGUGUUUUACACUUUAUUCAUCCCCACGCUUAACCCAUUCAUAUACAGCUUAAGGAACAAAGAGGUAAAGAAUGCUUUUUUUAUGCUCUGGAAGAGUUUGUGUAGGAUUGGUGUCAGUUCUUCCUUGAGUGCUGUAAACCCAUCUGGUCCAGGGGAUUUUUUGUUGAUAAUACCUUGA
Molecule: messenger RNA, 1005 nt
Organism: Echinops telfairi (small Madagascar hedgehog)
Lineage: Eukaryota; Metazoa; Chordata; Mammalia; Afrosoricida; Tenrecidae
Product: olfactory receptor 8K5-like
Exons: 2
Coding region: 4-1005 (333 amino acids)
Biological process (GO): sensory perception of smell; G protein-coupled receptor signaling pathway
Cellular component (GO): membrane
Molecular function (GO): odorant binding; olfactory receptor activity; G protein-coupled receptor activity
Source: RefSeq, a predicted model, not a curated record